Hippopotamus amphibius kiboko is the source of this 4582-nucleotide messenger RNA. RefSeq names its product Kazal type serine peptidase inhibitor domain 1 (gene KAZALD1). NCBI's taxonomy places the organism in Eukaryota, Metazoa, Chordata, Mammalia, Artiodactyla, Hippopotamidae. Gene Ontology annotation, molecular function: insulin-like growth factor binding. Gene Ontology annotation, biological process: regulation of signal transduction; regulation of cell growth. Gene Ontology annotation, cellular component: extracellular region. The record is from RefSeq and is a predicted model, not a curated record.
AUGCCCCGAGUGCUUUCAGGGCUUCCACUAAUCAUGCCACAGCCGCCCGCAGCUGCCUUGGCGCUGCCCCUGCUGCUGCUGCUACUGCUGGUGGUGCGGACGCCGCCCCCGACUGGCGCGCGGCCAUCCCCAGGCCCCGAUUACCUGCGGCGCGGCUGGCUGCGGCUGCUGGCGGAGGGCGACGGCUGCGCUCCCUGCCGGCCAGAAGAGUGCGCCACGCCGCGGGGCUGCCUGGCCGGCCGGGUGCGCGACGCGUGCGGCUGCUGCUGGGAAUGUGCCAACCUCGAGGGCCAGCUCUGCGACCUGGACCCUAGCGCCCACUUCUACGGGCGCUGCGGCGAGCAGCUUGAGUGCCGGUUGGACACAGGUGGCGACCUGAGCGGCGGAGAGGUGCCCGAGCCGCUGUGUGCCUGCCGCUCGCAGCUCCCGCUCUGCGGUUCCGACGGCCGAACCUACGCUCAGAUCUGCCGCCUGCAGGAGGCGGCCCGCGCUCGGCCGGACGCCAACCUCACCGUGGCGCACCCAGGGCCCUGCGAAUCGGAGCCCCAGAUUGUGUUGCACCCAUAUGAUAUUUGGAAUGUGACGGGGCAGGAUGUGAUCUUUGGCUGUGAAGUGUUUGCCUACCCCAUGGCCUCCAUUGAGUGGAGAAAGGACGGCUUGGACAUUCAGCUGCCAGGGGAUGACCCCCACAUCUCUGUGCAGUUUAGGGGUGGACCCCAGAAGUUUGAGGUGACGGGCUGGUUGCAGAUCCAGGCUGUGCGUCCCAGUGAUGAGGGCACUUACCGCUGCCUGGCCCGCAAUGCCCUGGGCCAGGUUGAGGCCCCAGCUAGCCUGACAGUGCUCACACCAGACCAGCUGAACUCCACAGGCAUUCCCCAGCUGUCAUCCCUGCGCCUGGUUCCUGAGGAGGAGGCUGAGAGUGAAGAGGGAGAGGAUUACUACUAGGUCCAGAGCCAUGGCCCAUGGGGGUGGAUGAGUGGGGAUAGUUUUCAACCCUGCUCUUGAAAACAUCUGGAAAGGGGAGUAGGGCCCCUUCACAGAUUGCUUUAAUGCCCUUAGUAGGGGAGAUGUGAUGGUGGUGGGAGAGACAAAAGUUGGAGGAGGGUAAGGAAAGAGGCAGAGACUAGGGGAGGUGGGAUGCAGGGGGGCCCAUCCAGGAGAUGCUCUGGCCAGGACAGUCUCCUGUGUGGACCAAGCAGGCAGAAGGCUGGUCUCUAGUAGGCAGGGUGGGGUGGGGAGGAGUGGAGCCGACACAAAGGGGUGCAGACACCAGGAUCCUCCACUUCUUUCUGGCAGCCCUCCCUCCAACCCUGCUAAGCCAGUCUUUUGGCUGCCCUUCUGCACAGCUCCUGAGGUUAUUUUCCUAAUCCCUAAUCUUUGCCUAACCUCAGUUUACCCUUCCUCAAAACACCUUCUAGAAAACUUCUCUCUCUCCUAAGUCCCAAUUGCACUUACUAACUGCAAUCCUCUUUGCUGUUUGCCAUCUGCUGUCCAGAAGAGCACGGUGGAACAUGGUUUAGCUCUGUGCAGUAAGAUGGGCAUUGGGCAUGUCUAAUUUCUCCUGUAAUUCUGGGAACUCCAUGAGGGCAGCACCAUAUCUUAUACCAUUUUGUACUGGACAAUGCCUAGCAUAGGACUAGGCACAGUAGGCAUGCAAUAAAGAUUUAUGAACAAACUAAGACACAAAGAUGUUUCAUGCAGAUUUGCACAUGGAAACCACAUUUCUCUAGGAGGCCCCCCAGGGCAGUAGGACUCUGGCUUCCAGAAGCUGUAGGUCCUGCUCUCUAAGCACAUGCCUGCCAGAUGUAGAGGAAGCUUGAGCUGAGGCCUACCCCCCACAUCCCAGGGCAGGAAGGCUGGAGCCAUCUGGUUGCGAGGGAGGGUAUCCUCCCAGUCUGCACUGCACUAGGGCUCAUCUAGAGAUAGACUGCCUGCCCCUCUGUCCCCUCCCCAGGCAGAGUGGGGAACCAGAUCUAUGUGGGUAGGACCCAGUAUGAAAGCAAAAACUGGAUGAAGGAGAGGAGAAGUUUGGUCACAUGUAUGGGCCACACCCUGGGAUUUCCCUACGAAUCCACUCAUUUCCCAGCUGAAACCAGACAAAGUCAUAGUAAGCGUGUUUUCUCAUCUGCCCCAACUGUGACAUGUCCUUUUUGGCUGGAGGGCCCUCAGAGAACCGUACUCUCGCUCUCGAAAUCUCUCUCCACACUCUCCUUACCUAGCCCAGGGACACUGGUGAGGCGCAGUGUUUACUGACUGAUUGAAAGAAAAAACGAAAGCUUAAGUUCGCAAAGCCAAGGCCCCGUGUGUGGAUGUUGAGGCCCUCCUACGCGCCUGGGCUCCGCCCGAAGACUGGCGCCACAACGAGAGACAUCGCAGUUGGCUCGGUGUCUGAGCUUGUCCUUUGGGGCCCAACGCAGGGAACCCGGCCUCUAGGGAAGGGCGCGGCCCGGACCCCAAACCAAGGGCUUGGCCGCCCCUCGCGCGGAACCUCAGGACUCAUGCAGAGGCUAAGCCAGAGGACAGCUCUCAUGGCCGAGUCCUGGCUGGAGUCCGGCGUUUCCAGGAGCUGCGCUUGACAGCUCGAGCGGGUUGAAUACUUGGGGCGAAUUCUAAGUCGACCGCGAAAGUAGGAAUAGGGAUGUGAGCGGUGUGGCGGGGGUAGAGGAGUCUUGCCGUUCAGAGUCUGGACCAGAGGGAGAUCUGCUCCGCGCUGAAAGAAGCGACGCGGGUCUGGGUCCCGGAAGAGCCUGGGAAUCUAUCUGCCCCUGACGACUCCCGGCCAGCUGGGCUCGAAGGCGCCUCCUGGCGGGCCCAUCGAUCCUACCGCGCCCACUUGCCGAGCAGAAGUUCCUCUCGAUCCUAAUGGUCACACGCGCCCGCAGAGCCUGUACUCCACGAUCGCGACUUUACAGGAUGUUCAGGUGGAGCCUCCUUGUAGCCUCAGUUUCCGCCUCCGUGGCGCUACAGGUUCAGGCCCCACAGUCUUGAAUAGGAGGAAUCCCUGCUACGCGCCCCCCCCCCCCGCCCCGCCUCUGCUCCAGCGGACUGGCUUUAAUAACGUCUCUGGAAAGUGACACGCGAUUUAUUAUUAAAGUAACGCAGGGACGGGAAAGGUUUAAUAAACGCUCUGCAGUGCCGAGGAUUAUUCAUCGCAAAUAAAUGAGAGCGCGGGCGGCGUUUUAAUAAAUAAUUUCCCGCCGCUCCCGGGGGAGGAGAGGGGAGAUGGAGGGGGAAGCCGAGCUGCUGCCAGAACUCCCAGCUUCGCCUCCCCACGGGUUUCGAAGCUUUCCUCGCGUUUUUAGUCCUAGGUUGCUCACACCGACGUGUGAGGUUCCGGGAGAGCUGACUCGCAAUGGUCUAGAUCUGGAGGCAGGAGAGACUCUGUCCCAUCUUACCUCCCCCAUCUCCGGGAUUUUAAGUAGUUAGCCUAAGAUGAGCGAAUUCGCUUCCUUCCAGCUCUGAACCAGAGCUCUGGAGUCAAGACUGGACCAGGGCAAUAAGGAUUAACUGGCACCAGCCCCUCCCAGGCUUAGGGUAUCAAGUCCCAGGUCCUGGUCACUCUCCUCCCAGCUUUUGGUUGACCUGGGUUGGGAGUCCCAGGCAGAAUGUGGGGAGUAAGCUGCUGAAAGGGGCUGUGUGUACAAGUGUGUAGGUGCUACACGUGUUCAAAUGACCCUGACUUGGUCCUCUGGCCAUCAUAAGGAAUAGGGCCCCUGAAACCAGUUGCUGGUUGUUAAUUUGAAGGCUUCAAGGAAGGGUCCUUGAACUGCACUGGUCUGAACUGAGGGAGUCCAGGUGAACUCCAGCCCCUAGCUCUUUGAUGAACAGUGUGGGUGUGUAUGUGUGUGUGUAUUUGAGAGCUGAGCAGAACUGGAGCCCCAAGGGGGAGUCCACUUCUCGAACAGAAACCUGGAGGCCCAAGAGGAUAAACCUGAUUUCAGAGAGGGCCGAGAUUGCAGACUUGGGGACAAAGGACAAGCCCACCUUGCAGGUAGGUAGGGGAGGGGAAAGUGCCUGGGGUAUCCCUACUAGGCAAAUUUUCAGCCUUGGUGGAGAGAGACAUCUUUUGGCAUUGCCUCAGGUAACAAACACUUGGAGUACAGGAAGUGGUGAAGGAGUGCCAUCUGGUGGUUAUUUCUGGUAGUGGCAGCCAAACCUGGGCCAAGGGUCUUGAAGACAGUUAAAUUAACUGGAAAAAUUUGGGUAAAAAGGUGCUUGGAUUUGUAUUCAUAUAUAUAUGUGAAGGUGCACAUGUAUAUGCAGUAUAUGUGUGAUAUAUAUAAUAUGUUCAUAGUAGUUAUGUGUGUAUAUGUGUCUACAUGCACUGUAGACAUACGUGUAUACAUAUAUGUAUGUACAACACAAUAUGCUCUGUGUGUAGAUUAUCUAAAUGCAUAUAUAUGUGUGUAGAUAACCAUGUAUGUGCAUAUAUGUAUGUAUGUACAUAAGUGCUGUAUAUCUGGAUGUGUUGUCAUAUGUGUAUAUAGCUGUAUGUAUACAUUUAUUUGCAAGUACAUGUUCCAUUAUAUGCCAUUCUUUCAACAAAUAUUUCUCAUGUGCCAACACUGUUCUCGGGACUGGA